UGGCUUUCCCUCCUCCCAUUUCCAGAUGGCUUCUGCGACAGACGCUCGCUACGGCCAGAAAGAGUCCUCUGACCAGAACUUCGACUAUAUGUUUAAAAUCCUAAUCAUUGGCAACAGCAGCGUGGGCAAGACAUCCUUCCUCUUCCGCUAUGCCGACGACUCGUUCACACCAGCCUUUGUCAGUACCGUCGGCAUCGACUUCAAAGUGAAGACCAUCUACCGCAACGACAAGCGCAUUAAGCUGCAGAUCUGGGAUACGGCGGGUCAAGAACGGUACCGGACCAUCACCACUGCCUAUUACCGGGGUGCCAUGGGCUUCAUUCUGAUGUAUGACAUCACCAAUGAAGAGUCAUUCAAUGCUGUCCAGGAUUGGUGAGUUCCGUUGGGCUGCGGCG
Messenger RNA from Sphaerodactylus townsendi, 395 nucleotides. RefSeq names its product RAB3A, member RAS oncogene family (gene RAB3A). The record is from RefSeq and is a predicted model, not a curated record. NCBI's taxonomy places the organism in Eukaryota, Metazoa, Chordata, Lepidosauria, Squamata, Sphaerodactylidae. Gene Ontology annotation, molecular function: GTP binding; GTPase activity. The transcript has 2 exons. Gene Ontology annotation, biological process: axonogenesis; protein secretion; regulation of synaptic vesicle fusion to presynaptic active zone membrane. Bases 26 to 376 code for a protein of 116 amino acids. Gene Ontology annotation, cellular component: endosome; synaptic vesicle membrane; synaptic vesicle.